AUGACCAAUCAUCAAUCCAAGUCUUCUAGUGGUUUCGAUGGAAACGGAACGUUCCACGCAAAAGAUUGCAAGGAGGAUGGCAACUACUUCCUCGACUACAACAUUCAACGUCAACAGAAUGGGAAUCGAGAACACACGUCCAGUGGCACUUCUCGCAACGGCUCGAAAUAUUACGGAGAAGAUGGACGCCAGCCGCCACAAUUUGGGGCCGGUUGGAGCAAAGCAAAUGGGCUUAGAUCCGAAUCGACUGCAUCAGGAGAGGAUCGACACCCAAGUGAUGGAUUCCACCGUUCCCAGUCCAAGAAUCGUGACCGAAGCCGCCCACGCGAAUUCGGAAGAGGGUGGAGUGUUGAGAAUUGUAAGGAGAACGACGGAGGGAUUCCAAUGAAAGAUGCUCAAGGCCACGGUGCCAGUGACUCAGGAAACUGGAUCCACGGCAAUGUAAAAGUCGGAUCGAGAAUGUUCGAAAAGGAUGGUUGCCCGAUUGGGAAUAUAUCAUUCCAUGAAGGUGUUCACAGCGGUCAAUACGAGGCUCGUCAACAACGGACCAGCUCUUAUCAGCGGUCUGAAAGCAACAGGACUCGUGUGAAGAGUGAGUCAGCGUACUCCAACGCGACUGGAAGAGGAGCCAGUGAAGAUAAUUACUACGGAUACCAACAAGAAAUGGGAAACUACGGCGUCACGAACUAUCAUGUCGGCAAAAAGGACAGCUACAGCGCUGCCAACAAGUCCUUCAAUGCCCAACCAAUGACCAAGACUCGUGAAAGUUCAGAAUGUGAUUCGCGCCGCUCGUAUUCCAAUCAUGCGGACGUCUCGUAUGGAUGGAACGAAGGAACUGGAUACAAAGGCCGCCUGGAUAGUCUGGAGUAUCAUCACAAGAAGUGGCGCUCCGUUUCGAGACAUGCUGGGGACAACUAUCGAAAGGAGAAUCAUCCAAGUUCUCAUCAGAUGGACAACCACUAUGGCUACCAAGGGAUGCCUUCUGACGGUCGUAGAAAUUCCCGCAACAACUCUCACAGCAGCAACGGCUCCAGACACUAUUCGCAUGGCUACAACAAUCAACAUCAUGCCGGCUCCCAUCACUCGGGAUCUUACAAUGGACCAAGCACCGUGAACAGUCGUGGCGGACAAGCUGCAUUCUCCAAGUCGGCUCUGGGCCAUCCGUUUGAUUUGCACAAUGUUGUUAGUGGGGAUUGUGAGGAAAAUCUUUGGGUGACACCGAGUGAGAACGACGCCAUCACUGACUGUGUCUAUGAAUCCGAGCUCGAUGACGACGUUUUCGAGCAAGUCGCUGCUCCUGAUGCCGAACCCAUCGCUGACGUUAGUCAAUUCGUCUACCAGAAUGCGACUGUGGAUGAUUACACUCGUGCCGAUUCUGAAUCCACCGACACCAAGAUCCAACGCAAGUUCGAUAAAUGUUUCGCAGAACUUGAAUCUGAAUUUGAGGAAGUCGAGCCGAAGCGCUCUACCCCUUGCCAAGUUCCAAUGAGCUGGAAUGUUUUCAAGUUUGGAGGAGAUGUGUAUGACCUCACGGAGAUAGGAACCGAGUUUGACAGUUCUGACAUCAAGGCCGACUGGAGAAAGCCAAUGACAUAUCCAUACUACUUCAAUGGGGAUGGAUGGAGUGACGGAGCCAUUUGGGCGCUGACUCAGCUGACUCAGCUCACCAAGUCGCAUGACAACUUGUACGCCGAGAGCGCCAACGAAUGGAAGGACACCGAAUUCAAUGCGAACAAGCUUCGUAGAAAUUCUGAGCCCUACAAUCUGCGCCCUAUAGUUCACAAGACCGGUACGGAUGUGUCGAAUGCCGGCGAGUAUCGUCAAGAGGUUUCGAUUGUUGCCGAUCCGACGUGGAGACAUGCUACGCGGUUGCCGAAAGCCACUUUCCCUGAUACUGCAGAACCUCUCAAGUAUGCUGGAAAGUACUUCGCCCACGACGGUGUCGUCUCGGAGAUGCCAUUCUUGCACAUUCAAUGUGGCAUUGCGAAGUAUAGGUCGCUGUCAGGAGCAUUGGUCCCGAUGCCACCAAAUUUCCAAUUCGAUCUCAUCCCAACUCGUACGCAUCCUGUCGGUUCCAUCCCAUCAGGAAUCUAUCAGUUUGUCGCUAAAAAUAAUCCAUUGUACAAAGCGUUCAAGUCUUCUAAUUGCAUCCAAAACAUGCAACGUGUCUACAACAACCAGCCUGUUGAUAUGCACAAUCCCACGAUGGACGUGUUCGAUAGUUUCAUGGCUGAUAUUCGUUCGGAUAUUGGAUCUGGAAAGCUGGUGACUCGUGUUGCACAUGUCGCCCAUCAGGCCAACGUCUAA
Molecule: messenger RNA, 2307 nt
Organism: Caenorhabditis briggsae
Lineage: Eukaryota; Metazoa; Nematoda; Chromadorea; Rhabditida; Rhabditidae
Exons: 9
Coding region: 1-2307 (768 amino acids)
Source: RefSeq, a predicted model, not a curated record